Messenger RNA from Cicer arietinum (chickpea), 861 nucleotides. Lineage: Eukaryota; Viridiplantae; Streptophyta; Magnoliopsida; Fabales; Fabaceae. The record is from RefSeq and is a predicted model, not a curated record.
AUGGUGCGCACUAUGUUUACUGACAGAGAGGGUCGUGUUAUACUUAACGAGGGCACUUCUAAUGCAGAGUCUAAUGCAGACGAUCAUCGUAUUAGGCCAACUGCUUCUGCAAGGGCACAACGACGACGAGUACAGCGGCAACAGGAAGAAUCACAACCUGAACCCCAAACAGCUGAUAUAGAUGAACCUCCACAGGAUGUUGGAUAUCCUGGUGGUCCGGUUGAUAGUUCUGUCCUUAGGACAUUUGGCGAUCAUGUUGCGACUCGACUCUGGGAUGGCGAGCGGCAACAGGAAGAAUCACAACCUGAACCCCAAACAGCUGAUAUAGAUGAACCUCCACAGGAUGUUGGAUAUCCUGGUGGUCCGGUUGAUAGUUCUGUCCUUAGGACAUUUUGCGACCAUGUUGCAACUCGGCUCUGGGAUGAUCGGGGAGAAUUAAGGGUGUUCAGCAAUGGGAAAAAAUUAAAAGAAGUUGUUAUUGAAGACGAAGAGAUUGAGCAACUGGUUAAAAGCUCAGGAUUGUAUUCGUUACUAAAAUGCAGCUAUGAAAUGAUCGACAAAUGGAUCAUUUCUGCAUUCGUAGAGAGGUGGCAUCGUGACACCAGUAGCUUUCAUCUCCCUAUUGGUGAAAUGACGAUUACUUUGGACGACGUGUCAUCUUUGUUGCAUAUUCCCAUUACCGGUGCAUUCUUCAGUGUUAAUGUAUUUAACAAGGAUGAAGGUGCAGAUAUAUUGGCAGAGCUUCUUGGAGUUAGUCACGGUGUUGCUUAUGUUGAAUUUAAUGUGACGCGGACAACCACAGUUAGGUAUAGUUGGUUACUUGACGUAUACCAUCAGCGUUGUCGUGAGCAGCGUUGGUAG